This is a messenger RNA of Paramecium octaurelia, 2168 nucleotides long. NCBI's taxonomy places the organism in Eukaryota, Ciliophora, Oligohymenophorea, Peniculida, Parameciidae. The record is from the annotation of a GenBank genome assembly.
AUGUAAUCUGAAAUUAAUAAACCAUCCAUCAUUAUAAUUAUUGGGGAUUUUGACAUGGAUGGUUCAUAAAAUCAAUUAGAAGAUUAUAUUUAAAAUGAAAAAAAGCUAUUAGUUGAUUCGAUUAAUUCAAUUUAUAAAAAUUAUGAACCAAAUUUGAUUUUAGUUGAAAAGGGAGCUAACAAAAUUGCAUUGGAUGAGUGUCUCAAGAAAAAAAUAACUGUUUUGACAAAUGUUAAAAAGAAAGUACUUUAAAGAGUUAAAUUGUGUACAAAUGCUAAAUUUAUAAGCCUGUCUAUAUUAAAAUAAUGCAUUGAAAGAAAGGAAUAAAUAGUUGGUACAUGUGAGAAGGUUUUUUUUAAACAGUUUCCAAAAGUUAAUUCUGAAAAAGGGGAAAUAUAAAAGGAUUCAACCUUAUGUUUCUUGAAAAAUUCGUCAUGUUAAAAAUUUGCUACAAUUGCAAUAAGUGGCCCUUCAGAAGAAUUGUUAUCAAAACUAAAACAAUGUUUUAUCGGAUGUGCUAGACUUGGUAAACAUUAAGAUUUGGAAUCUCACUUUAUCACUACUGAGUGUUCAAUGUUUAAAAACAACUUAUUAAAAUCCAUAGCGAAUUAAGGUAAUUUCACAACAUUUUUAUUUGAGAAGAUUCCUUUAAAAGAAUUAUUCAAUAUAGAAUUAAAAUAUAUUAAGAUCAAUUAUGUUAUUGCUGAUGUUAACAAUUUUAACUACAUUAAAGACUUUUCUAGUGUAGAAGAAUAUAAAUCAAAGCAUCCAUCUUAAAGAGAUAAAUUAGAGGAGUUUUCAAUGGCUCGGAUGUGUAAUAAGCCAUAGGAGAAAAAGUCUGUGUAUUAUCAUGGGGAAGAUAUUUGUUUAGGCUAAUUUAUUAUCCUGAAAAUAGCUAAUAUGGAUAAUAGAUGCGAAUUCUGUCACCUACCCAAAAUAGCCCAUGUUUCAUUUUAUUAUUGGAGAUAAAUAUAUUUAAAUAAGUGUUGAUUAAAAAAAUAGAAGUGGAAGAGUCAUAUCGACUAAUAAUUUUCUUAGUUGUCAAAUGAAGAUGAAUAAAGAGAUAAUGUAUACACUGCAAAAGAUAUUACUAAAAUUGUUUUAUAAUCCCAUUCAAAUUAAAAGGGAGAAAAAAAGAAGAUAAGAAUAGAAACUUAUAUUUAAUGUAGCAAAUGCGAUUUAAGUUCAAAUAUUGUUAAAUUGUCUAGCCUAAAUUUAGACUUUUCCUUUUUUUAGAUUUAUGUAAACGAUAUUGAUGACUCCACCAAACACAAAUGAUAAACAAACAGGCUAAUAAAUUAAUUGUAAUCACCAAUUGCAGAGAAUAUUUACGUAUGAUGAGUCAAUGGUGAAGAUUUAAGUUGGGGAAGUGGAAGUAUUCAAUACAAUAAUAUAAAGUACUUUAAGUUAAGAAUUACUAGAUAAUUUAAAAAAUUGGGAAGAAGAAUACAUUUAGACUUAAAAAAAAAGAACUUUACUAAAGAUAUUUAAACAUUACGUUCUAGUUAACAUAAUUUAAGAAGACUUUGUCGAAAAAUGUUGAAGUAGAUGGUAUUGAACAAUAUUCUGAUGAAAAAUUUUGGUAGUAAAAGUUCUCAAGAACAGAAUAAAUAUCUGAUUUACAAUAAUUUACUUAUACUUUGAGUAUUUAAUUACAAGAUAUAGGGGACUAAAUAAAAACUGAAAUGAAAAAGUUUCUGAAUAAAAAUUCUAUAAUUAUAAGCUUAAUAGAGCUUGAUCAUCCAUCUCGUACAAAUAAAGGACACCUGUCUGGAUAAGACGACCUCAUUCAUUCUGAUAGUAUAGUUGGAGAUGACAUAGAGCAUUAAAGCGAUUAAUUUAGUGAGAUGAAAUCAUCAAUUUUUAGAUAAAAUGAACAGAUUUGAAGAAGCUUUGGAAAAUUAUGAUUCAGCAAUAUAAAAAAAUCCUGAAUAUUCUGACUAUUAUACGGGCAAAGGUAUAAUUCAAAACGGAUGACAUUUUAGCUAUUACUCUAAGAAAAAUGAACAGAUUUGAAGAAGCUUUGGAAAAUUAUGAUUCAGCAAUUUAGAAAUAACCACAAAACUCCAUCUAUAAGUCAGUUAAAGGUAUAAUAGUAGCUUUACAAAUAUUUAGCUCUCACUUUAGAUCUAAUGACUCUUAUUAAACAAGCAUAAUAAAUUUUCUGA